AUGGCUGUCGACCUUAUAAACCCUCUUGCGUCUCUCUCAGAUCCGACCCUUUUUAUCGAAGAUGCGUUCGUCGGUGGACACUGGAUUAAAGCUAAGACAACGUUCGAAGUCUUAGGUGAGUCUCCUCUUACCUCAGUAGAGCCCGUAAACGGAAGUAAAAUCAGCAAUGUUGCAAAUCUGGAGCGUGCCCGUGGUAAUUUGCUACGGAAAUGGUAUGAAUUGGUCGAGAAGAACGUUCGUGACCUUGCAAUAAUCCUGUGCCUCGAAAACGGAAAAACUUAUGCGGAGGCCGAGGGAGAGGUAAAAUACGCGGCGUCUUUCAUCAAGUGGUUUGCCGAGGAGGCUCCACGAGCCUAUGGCGAUACUAUCCCAUCUUCUCAGGCAAAUACCACUAUCAUGACUUUUAGACAGCCGAUAGGCGUCUGCGGCAUUAUCACACCGUGGAAUUUUCCUGCAGCUAUGAUCACGCGCAAGGUCGCCCCGGCCCUCGCAGCGGGUUGCUCCGUCGUUAUAAAGCCCCCCAGCGAGACUCCACAUUCGUGCCUAGCCCUUACUAAACUUGCGGUCGAAGCUGGCAUCCCUCCUGCUUGUAUCAAUGUCUGCACGACAAAAGAUCGGGCUGCGGCGACUGAGCUAGCGAUGAAUUCACUAGUCAACAAACUGAGCUUCACCGAGUCGACCGGUGUAGGGAAGAAACUAGCCGGCCUUGCCUCUACUACAUUGAAGAAGACGAGCCUUGAGCUCGGCGGAAAUGCGGCCCUGAUUGUAUUUGACGAUGCGGAUCUCGAUAUCGCCGUUGCUGGAACCAUGGUUUCAAAGUUCCGGUGCACGGGUCAAACCUGCGUGUGUGCGAACCGAAUAUUUGUCCAGCGAGGCGUCAGCGAGAAGUUUACCGCAAGGCUCGUGGAGAAGGUCAAUCUUCUAAACAUGGGAUCGGGAUUUGAUGGGCAGACAACCCAAGGGCCCUUAGUCAAUAAAGCUGCGGUUGAAAAAGUCGACCAACACGUCAAGGAUGCUCUCUCUAAGGGCGGGAAACUCAGGACUGGUGGCUCUUCGGGCCCUGGAUCUGGCUAUUUCUAUAAGCCGACCGUCAUAUCAGGAGCGAGCACCAGCAUGCUUGUCGCGAAUGAAGAGACAUUUGGUCCCCUGGCCCUGAUCUGGGAAUUUGACACGGAAGAGGAGGCGAUACAGCUGGCCAAUUCAACCGAGUUUGGUCUUGCCAAUUACAUGUUCAGCAGCGAUAUAGGUCGGAUCAUGCGCGUCUCUCAACAGCUACAGAGUGGCAUGGUCGGCGUCAACACGGGCUUGAUCAGUGCUGCCGAAACACCUUUCGGAGGUGUUAAGGAGAGCGGCUAUGGGAAAGAAGGUAGCAAGUAUGGUUUAGAAGAGUACCAGGUUCUCAAAUCCGUGACGAUUGGUAAUCUCCAGGCUUGA
Annulohypoxylon maeteangense is the source of this 1434-nucleotide messenger RNA. Its product is annotated as aldehyde dehydrogenase. The record is from RefSeq and is a predicted model, not a curated record. Bases 1 to 1434 code for a protein of 477 amino acids. The transcript is spliced from 7 exons. NCBI's taxonomy places the organism in Eukaryota, Fungi, Ascomycota, Sordariomycetes, Xylariales, Hypoxylaceae. Gene Ontology annotation, molecular function: succinate-semialdehyde dehydrogenase (NAD+) activity.